AAUCAACUGACAAAUAAAAUCUGGUGAGGAUGUUGGCAAUAGGAAUCUGCUGCUAAGGUUACAUCAAGAUUGGUCCUGUUUAGGGUGUGCCCACAGAUCGACUUGCUGGGGAGGGGCGUAAAGACUGUUUUUGUCACCAGUCAAGCUCCGGUGUCUUCUGGAGGUGUUUUUUUUUUUUAAAUUAGAAGAUGGGCAGAUGGCAACUUGAACUCAAGAAUUCCAAAAACGAAAUAUGAGUAAGGUUGACCAAGCUGACGGCUGCUAAAGGGAAAUAGCGUUUUAGCUCUGACUGUAUUGGAAUGGGUGGGCGGGCGCACGUUUAUAGGAAGAGUCCAGACCAUCAUUGGAACAGGAAGGAGAGGAGGAGACAGGGAUGAGGGAAAGAAGCCACCUGGCAAUAAGCUAAAUAAGGAUGCUUUUGCAGGAGUGUGAGGACCCUGCGCUGAAUUUUGCCCAGGACAAUAGCUAUUAGGAGUGCCAGGUUUGUUCCUGAGUCGUUGUAGAGCAACUUUAUCGCUGCUGAGGUCCAAUAACCUGCCUGCUAUCCUCACUUUGGAAAGAACUUUGAAGGGGCAAAUUAGGAGAUGCGUCAUGUCUGAGCCACAGAAAUGGGGAAGCUCGAGGAUAACGAGAGGGUGAUCGUCAAUGUCGGGGGUACCAGACACGAGACCUACCGGAGCACCCUGAAAACGCUGCCGGGCACCCGACUGGCUCUGCUCGCCUGCCAGUCCCUAGGCGACUCCCCUGGCGGCGGAGAGGAGCACUAUCAGCCGCCACUUCUGCCCGCCCCGAACCCGCUCCCCAACCCUGGAGGCGGCGGCGGCGGCACCCUGGAUACUGUGGGCGGGAGCGGCUGGAGUUCGCGCCCCAAUGGCGGUGGCGUCACACGUGGCGGGAGCGGCGCGUGCUGCGAAUUCUUCUUCGACCGCCACCCGGGGGUCUUCGCCUACGUGCUCAACUACUACCGCACCGGGAAGUUGCAUUGCCCCGCCGACGUGUGCGGGCCGCUUUUCGAGGAAGAGCUGGCUUUCUGGGGCAUCGACGAGACCGACGUGGAGCCCUGCUGUUGGAUGACCUACAGGCAGCAUCGCGACGCUGAGGAGGCGCUGGACAUCUUCGAGGCGCCCGACUUAAUCACCGGCGAGCCGCCUGGCGACCCCGACGACUACGAGUUAGCCGCCAAGCGCUUGGGCGUCGAGGACAUGGGUGCUAUGGGCGCCUCCUCGUCUUCCUCUGCUAACGGGUCCCCUCUUGAUGGGAACGGCGGCCGCUGGAAGAAGCUCCAACCGCGCAUAUGGGCGCUCUUCGAGGACCCCUAUUCUUCCCGCGCCGCCAGGUUCAUUGCUUUUGCCUCUUUAUUCUUUAUCCUACUCUCAAUUACCACUUUUUGCCUGGAAACCCAUGAAGCAUUUAAUACCAUCAAAAAUAAAACAGAACCUAUCAAAGAUAGCGAGCCAGUUCUGCAGUAUGAAAUAGAGACAGAUCCGGCUCUAACAUAUGUCGAAGGAGUCUGUGUGGUGUGGUUUACAUUUGAAUUUUUAGUCCGUGUUGUUUUUUCACCCAACAAACGUGAAUUCAUAAAAAAUCUCUUGAAUAUCAUUGACUUUGUGGCAAUUUUGCCUUUCUAUCUAGAAGUGGGUCUGAGUGGGCUCUCCUCUAAAGCUGCUAAGGAUGUGCUUGGUUUCCUCAGGGUGGUGAGGUUUGUGAGAAUAUUGAGAAUCUUCAAGCUCACUCGACAUUUUGUUGGCCUCAGGGUGCUUGGUCAUACACUCCGUGCGAGCACCAAUGAGUUUUUGCUGCUGAUAAUAUUUUUGGCAUUAGGAGUGUUGAUAUUUGCCACCAUGAUCUAUUAUGCUGAGCGAAUAGGUGCCAAACCCAAUGACCCAUCAGCUAGUGAACAUACAGAGUUCAAAAACAUUCCCAUUGGGUUUUGGUGGGCUGUGGUCACCAUGACUACUCUUGGAUAUGGAGACAUGUAUCCAAAGACUUGGUCAGGCAUGCUAGUGGGUGCUCUGUGUGCUUUAGCUGGAGUGCUGACCAUAGCCAUGCCUGUGCCUGUUAUUGUCAACAAUUUUGGAAUGUACUAUUCUCUGGCCAUGGCAAAACAGAAGCUUCCAAGAAAGAGAAAGAAGCAUAUCCCACCUGCUCCUCAGGCAAGGUCCCCUACAUUUUGCAAGACAGACUUGAAUAUGGCCUGCAAUAGCACACAGGGAGAAGUCUGUCUUGGCAAAGACAACCGGCUAAUGGAACAUAAUAAAUCAGUGUUAUCAGGUGAAGACAGUACAGAAAGUGAGCAGCCAUUGCCACCUAUGGAAAGGCCCCCAACAAUCAGACGCUCUAGUACCAGAGACAAAAACAGAAGAGGGGGAACAUGUUUUCUACUGACAGCAGGUGAUUACCCAUGUCCUACUGAUGGAGGAAUCAAGAAAGGCUACGAAAAAUCCAGAAGUUUAAACAACAUAACUGGCAUGGCAAGCAAUGCCUUGAGACUGUCUCCAGUAAUAUCACCUUACAGCUCACCUUGUCUAAGACGCUCUCGAUCUCCCAUUCCAUCUAUCUUGUAAACCAGAGGCUAUAAGUUGAUUACAUUACUGCAAUUUAAAUGCUGCUUAUUAACUAACGGGAUAGCUAUAGUAUUAACCAAGUUCUAUUUACAGAAGUAUAAAUCUGUGUUAUACUUGUUAGUGUCCAACAGUAGCACUUGGAUAGCUGAAGAUUCUAAUUUUGCUUGUAAGAUCUUCUGAAGUACAGUAGGCUUGAUUCCUCUUCACUGCUAUUGUCCUACAUUACCACAGCAAUAAAAUAACUGAACAGUGUAAAUAAAUGACCAUAUUUUCAGGGAGAUAUAUUUAAAUAAAUGUGCUUCCAUUGAUAAUUAUUCCAUUGUACCUUCAUUACUUGUGAUUCCAACCUUUUCUGAAUAUGUCAGAUCUUGUCAUAAUUGCAUAGGAUGUGACUUCAGUCUAAUCAUGUUCAUUGACCAUUCUGUUUCCAUUACCUGAAAUCCAUCUUGCAGAUUAAUUGGAAUCUUAGAUGACCUAGGACUGUGUAGAUCUGUUGUUGUUUUAAUUGUACCAUCUUAUUGAAAUCAGAGUGAUGUUCGAUGGAUCUGCAUGUGGGAUUGGGUAGUUUGUGUUUAUUUUGGUUCUCUUUUAUUUAUUUUUUUCAAAAAUGUUAUUUCUUGAUUGAUUUAUUUUAGUACUGGGUUAAUAUAUCAGAGUUUUGAAUAUUUCUGGUUGUUUGCACACAGAUAACUGCAAAGAGGUUGUCAUUACUGGGUACACGCAAGCAGAGGCCAGAUCUCUUUCUUAAUGGCUUGGGGAAGGCACAAAACAUGAAAGAAAGGUAAACACAGUCCAGGCUUGCAAUAUUAAGUUAGCAAGUGCUGCUUGGUAGUACAGUCAUUUCUCUUCUCCAGGAUUUUUCAACAUUUUCAGAUGCAGAGUAACAAGGUUUCUUUUUUUCUGUUCUUUAGUUUAGUUUUUGUUUGGGUUUGUCAUAGCUGUAAGAGGACAAAUAGUUCUAAAAUGGGGUUUUGACCAGCCAUAAACCUCUAACUCUAAGGCUUUCACAAUUUAUUUGUCAAUAUUUCUUUAUUUUUUCUUUAAAUGCUUUGUCAUGUUUGUUGUGUCACAGUUUUCCUGUCUGUAUUUUUCAUCUGUCUUCAUGUUCCACAGUUGCCUUCUCCAAAGCUGCUCUUUUCAUGUAAGUUUAACUGCUAAAAGCAUUUGCUUCCUUCCCCCACUUUUUGACACAUGUAUCUAUGCAUAUGCCAAGAAUAGCUUGAUAAAUGGCCACUUCCUUAACAUUUUUCAAAAGGUGGGAUUUAGCAAUGGUUUUGUCAUUUCAUUAGGAUUGCGGCUUCAAUCCCACAUUUUUACAAACUGCAUUCAUUUUUAUGUUCAAAUUUUAUUCUCUAUAACUGCUUUUUCUUUAUAAUAAAAACAAGGUGACAUGAUUUAAGCAACACUAUGAGCUUAGUUGCAGAUAUGAAGUUUUGGGCUGGUGAGGAAAAACACUCAAUAAUGUGAAAGACUACAGGUUUUUUUUUAAGUAUUAUAAGAGAUCCUUCAGAUUGUUGAAAAAUCCCAAAUUUUUGUAUGUUUAGGAUUGCUAAGAAAACAAGUCUAUCUAAACAUGUAAUGUUCUUUGCAUAAGAUGCAUGUAGAUGUACAUUUAUUUUGGUAAUAGCACUUGCAGAUAUAGAUGUACAGUACAUAUAUUUAAUAUGAAAAUAGAUUCAUCAAGAAAUUAAUAUAUGAUGCUGCUAUUAUUGGCUACAGUGUUAUACAGAAUUUAUCAUGGAUUUUUGACUGCUGAAAAAGGGACAAUGGAAUUUAGCCAUAUCAAGGACUGUACUGGAAAGAGACUGCUCCUCCUGAAUGGGCCCUGAUCAUCACCUAACGCCUUGAAGAGAUUCUUCUAAUUUCCUAUGGAAGUCGAGCUUGUUAUGAGAAUUAAGGACCAAUUUUAACAGCUGCUGUCAGCAGAUGCAGUUAUUAGUCACUAUUGAUGAGUCAACUGUAAAUAAGAUGUGUGUGCAUGGAAUAUCAGCUUUAGACAUCUAUGCCAAGGGAUGCUGCAUCUCUGAAACCUCAUGAAAAAAGACUAACACAACUUUUUGUGUAUUCUUCUUGGUCACUACAACAGGCCAUACUGUGGAUCAUAAAAGGCACACAAUUUAACAAUAGUGAUGUUAGCACAUACAUUUCCUCAUAGCAACUGUAUUUUUGCAAAGUUUGUAACUUAAGAACAUUAAUGUCAUAGGAUUUUUCAAGAAGUUUUUGCACUCUCAGUUUGCUUUAUCUAUAUUUUUAUGAAUUCUAUUGAAUAUGCCAAGAGAUGGUUUAGAUUGAUCUGGAUUACACAGAGGUAUGAAUGCAGGUGAAAGAAGUAAACUAAAGAAAAAAAUCACAGACUUUGCCAGAAAUGUAUAGAUGCUUUUUGUUGUUGUUUUGAUUUACUUCAUUGUUACCUCAUAGGUAUUGAAAGAAAUAAAAUAUGGGCAGUAAAAUAUAUUAUAGUUUUUUUAUUGAAAUGAUCACAAAACGAUAUUAGUAAAUCUAAAGUAGGAAAUAUGAUAUAGAUCUUAAAAUGUAUAUUUUGCAUAACAGAGAAAUUCUUUACUUUUUUGUGAUUUUUGUGAUAAAAUUGUUCUAGUCUAUUCAACGUCUAUGAUGCUUUGUUGCCAGGUACUGUGUGAUAACUUAUGUUCUCUCCCUGCUGUUUAAUAAGACUUUCUCCAGAAACUGUUUGUCACUCUAUUUUGAAUGUAAGAACAUUUCCCACAUAUGAAACUCUGUAUUGUGGACCUUUCUGUGAAACUGUCAAAAGGUGCAUGCAGAAGCCUGGUGGAAGCCUGUGGCCAUGUAACCAAUCAAAAUAGAGAAUAAAAUACAAAAGAUCUUGGGGAAGACG
Messenger RNA from Crotalus tigris (Tiger rattlesnake), 5418 nucleotides. It is a transcript of the gene KCNC2, whose product is annotated as potassium voltage-gated channel subfamily C member 2. Gene Ontology annotation, cellular component: voltage-gated potassium channel complex; dendrite membrane; neuronal cell body membrane. Gene Ontology annotation, molecular function: delayed rectifier potassium channel activity; protein binding. The transcript has 5 exons. NCBI's taxonomy places the organism in Eukaryota, Metazoa, Chordata, Lepidosauria, Squamata, Viperidae. The record is from RefSeq and is a predicted model, not a curated record. Gene Ontology annotation, biological process: protein homooligomerization; potassium ion transmembrane transport. The coding region runs from base 609 to 2564 and encodes 651 amino acids.